This is a messenger RNA of Danaus chrysippus (African queen), 714 nucleotides long. The record is from the annotation of a GenBank genome assembly. NCBI's taxonomy places the organism in Eukaryota, Metazoa, Arthropoda, Insecta, Lepidoptera, Nymphalidae.
AUGUUAAAGACACUCUUCCACUUGUCGGUGUUCGUAAUAAACUCGUCGUUUCUGUGUUACGACCAAAUGUAUCUUGAAUUACCGAUGCCAACGAAAGCCAUGGAGAACUUACCGUUUAAAUCGAGGAGCAUGUUUUUAACGAUAUGGUGUCUGGUAUUGCAGACAAUAUACCACUUGGUGUCGUUUCUAAACGACAUCGCGGGAUCAAACGCGAGGGCGCCAAAAAAACCGCCUGUCAUCAGAAAAAUUAAAGACACUCUUUUCAGUGUUGCAUUUACAGCAGCUAUAUACGUAUCACUCGCGUUUUGGGGAAUAUACGCGGUGGACAGAGAUCUUAUAUUCCCAGAUGCUGUAGCAAAAGUAUACACACCUUUGUUCAAUCACAUCAUGCAUACGACCAUAACUGUGUUCAUAUUAAUAGAAUUAUUGACAUCCCACAUAAGUUAUCCGUCAAGAAAAGUCGGACUCAGCGCCCUCUUUACUUUCAAACUAUUGUACUUGACUUGGUUCUUUGUUAUUUACGUCAAAACAGGCGCCUGGCCGUAUCCUAUAUUCGACAAGCUGAAUUGGCCGGCAAGAUUCGGGUUUAUAGCCGUUAGCCUCUACAUUGCUUUUAUUUUCUAUGUUAUCGGCGAAAAGAUUAACAAACUUGUAUCUAGUUCUAAGGUUACGUACACAAAUGGCACCACGAAAUCCAAGCCAAAGAAAACUUAG